This is a messenger RNA of Notolabrus celidotus (New Zealand spotty), 730 nucleotides long. RefSeq names its product zinc finger BED domain-containing protein 1-like. NCBI's taxonomy places the organism in Eukaryota, Metazoa, Chordata, Actinopteri, Labriformes, Labridae. Bases 261 to 695 code for a protein of 144 amino acids. The transcript has a single exon. The record is from RefSeq and is a predicted model, not a curated record. Gene Ontology annotation, molecular function: protein dimerization activity.
UGAAUGCAGGUUAAUGUAAGCUGCAGCACCGCUACUACUUUGCCGUAGCAUUUUUACGUCACACACAACUACAAGUUUACGGCACUGAUAGAGCAUGGAUGUAACAACAUGGCAGAAGCGGAGAGCUUAGCGGAAAACAAAGUGGAAACAGAACCGAAAGAGGAGUUGGUGCCGAAAAGAGGGAACCGCAAUUCCAUGGUUUGGCUUUGGUUUGGUUUUAAAAAGUCGGACACCGACCAGAAAACGGUAAUCUGCAAAACAUGUCGCCAACAAGUCGUUACGACCGACUCGAACACAUUCCACCGUCAGCUGUCCCCACAGCUGCUGCAGAUGAAUCAGAGCUCCCUGCAGUCAAGAAGGCAAAAAAGAGUUUGUCCAGCUACUUCAAGAAAGCAGCAGCACCCACAGACCAAGGCAUCUCCAAGCCAAGUAGAGCAUCCAUUGAACUGGAGCUCAACAUGUACCUGCAGGCAGCUGACCUGGAUGCAGAGAAAGAUCCUCUUGUAUGGUGGAGGCAGCAUGAGGUCAACUUCCCAUUAGUGGCAAAGCUUGCCAAAAAAUACCUAUGUGUCCCCGCAACUAGUUCUCCAUCUGAGCGGGUCUUCAGUGCUAGUGGGAACAUAGUUACAUGCAAGAGAUCAUGUCUCAAGCCUGAAAGAGUUGACCAGCUUGUCUUCCUAUAUCUCAACCUGUGAAACGUGAAACAAAAUGUAAAAAAAGCAACAAGUUA